Molecule: messenger RNA, 1423 nt
Organism: Drosophila subobscura
Lineage: Eukaryota; Metazoa; Arthropoda; Insecta; Diptera; Drosophilidae
Exons: 1
Coding region: 11-1423 (470 amino acids)
Source: RefSeq, a predicted model, not a curated record
AAAUAUAAAUAUGAAGAAGUUUUCCCAUCCCAUAACCAUUAAUCCGAAUGCCAAACAUUUCCCCGACUCGUUGGCAAACGUUUUGUUCAGCAUGGAAAAACUUGAAGGCAUAGCACUCGCUUGGCCCACUUGCAAGGGCAACUCCAGAAGGAAGCAGGACCUCAGAAGCAAGCAGGACUGCUCCUUUCCGGAAGUUCCCUUAGCCAAGACUCCAUCUAGCCUCUAUCCGUUUCCUCAGAGACGGCCAGGUGGUUGGUAUGAGAACAGCAGCCUAGCUCAUAGCAAAAACACAUUUUAUCAGCUUCUGCAAGAAAACCAAGAUCCAGAUUCGGUGCGGAAGGUGCCACCGAUGCCGGUCUAUUAUCCCAUGGGAAAUCGUGUGGAUAUCAGAAAUAUGAACUAUACGAGAAGGUUGCCCAAUGACGGCAAAGUGUAUGCCAACAACAAUCCCUAUCUGGCAGUGAAUCACAUCCACAAAAUCGAAAGGCUACCUAAGCCUCCUAGUUCUUCAGUGGCAUCAAAUGUGCCGACAAUUUCCAAUUCACAAGAUUUUGUACUCAGUUCUUCGUCGCAAAUGUUUGAACCCAAACCAAAUUCGAUUCGUAAAUUAACACAGCAUAAAAAGAGCACAGGAAAACCAAAAAGGAAGCGAGGAAAACAAAGUAAACGAAGUAAUGCAUCGAACUUAUUGAAGGAGCAGGCAAAACAGUGGGACACGGUCAGUCUUGCCCGCUCAAAGAAAUCGCAAAAGUCGGAAACAGCCUCUAUUGCCCCCUCAAUGCUCGAGGAAAUUGUUAUCGCUGAGAAGCAGUCAUUGCAUCCGAUCAGAAGCGGUUUGAUAGUCAAACCCUAUGAACAACGUCUCGAAGACAGUCAAAACGAUCAAGGGGAGCAUCGAAGAAGCAUCCUAAGAGAGAACAGGAGUCGUGUAGAGAUACAUAAUAGAGGGGAAGAAACUCCUACACCGUCCUAUGAAGAGCAGCUGACUCAGCUUAAGGAAAUUCUUCAAGCAGACACUUUCUUGCAAAAUUCCAACCAUGAUAUAGACAUUGAAAAUAUUGUACCAACUGAUGUACUUCAUUAUCCAUAUCCUAUGUUCGAUGAAGAUACUCCCAAAGUUGAGAGUUUAGUGCAAACGAAGAGUGAAAUCCACUCGAAGCAGAAGUUGGGUGCACGGAAAACGGGGGAACCCUUGGAGAAGAUAGUUCCACCAAAGAAAACUGACUGUUGCAUUUGCCAGAGGUUGCAUCGCAGACAGACGAAGGAUGCGCCCUUCAUGGCGGAGAUGAUGAGGGAGCAAAAGCGGCAGGAGUUGCUGGCAUACCGCAACAAAAUGUUGGCUGCCAAUCCCAGUCAUAGUGGUAGCACGUGGUGCAAGACUCUGGACAACAACGAUCAAAUUGUUCAUCAAUUAGUUUCAUAG